This is a messenger RNA of Sorex araneus (European shrew), 381 nucleotides long. RefSeq names its product epididymal peptidase inhibitor (gene EPPIN). NCBI's taxonomy places the organism in Eukaryota, Metazoa, Chordata, Mammalia, Eulipotyphla, Soricidae. Bases 1 to 381 code for a protein of 126 amino acids. Gene Ontology annotation, cellular component: extracellular region. The transcript has 4 exons. Gene Ontology annotation, molecular function: serine-type endopeptidase inhibitor activity. The record is from RefSeq and is a predicted model, not a curated record. Gene Ontology annotation, biological process: negative regulation of peptidase activity.
AUGGGGUCCUCAGGACUUCUGAGCAUCUUGAUACUCUCUGCCCUUCUUGUGACUAUUCAGGGACGUGAUCUGAAAAAAUGUCCCAAUCUUAAAGAGAAGUGUAAAUUCAGAGAAAGAGAUGAAUGUGCAAAGGACAGCCAAUGCUUGCCCAGCAGGAAGUGUUGCAAGUUCAACUGUGGGAAAAAAUGUCUGGACUUGACCGAAGACAUCUGCAGUUUGCCCAAGGUGUCUGGCCCCUGCUGGGCUUAUUUUUAUCGAUGGUGGUAUAAUAAAGAACGUCAACAGUGCUUCGGCUUCAUCUAUGGUGGCUGCAAAGGAAAUAAAAACAACUUCCAGUCCAAAGACAUAUGCCAGAAUGCCUGUUCCCCCAAAUUGCACUAA